AUGGAACUGACCAUUGCCGACGGCAGAAGAGACUUUGCCGGUAUGGACGCAGUCGUGUUCCGCUUCACCAGGGGCCUCGUUCCGUGGCGUCCGCUCCCGGCUGACAAGAACCCCGGCCAGGCCUGGGUGUGCUUUUCGUGGGAGUCCCCCAGUUCGAUGGUGCAGGAAGACAGGGUGGCCGAGUUGCCCGUCCACGCCACCUGGACCUACUAUCGCGGCUCCGAAAUCACCACCCCGUACGGCUUCUACAAGCCCGGCAAACCUGUGUCCAGCCGGAGGAAGCCGGCACACGAGUGGGUGAAGGGCAAGACGAGGCUGAUUGCGUGGAUGUCCAGCAACUGCAAGGGCACUUUCUGGCCCCGGACAGACUUUGUCCGGGAGUUGCAGAGGUACGUUCAAGUGGAUGCAUACGGAACCUGUGGGGACCUGAAGUGUCAGCCGGCCUGGUCGGCGAAGUGCAACAGGGACCUGCUCCGAGAGUACAAGUUUUAUCUGUCCCUGGAGAACUCUGAGUGCGAGGACUACAUCACCGAAAAACUCUGGAAUAAGCCCCUCUUGCAGGGAGUGGUCCCUGUUGUCUAUGGCCCCAGACGGGAAAUCUACGAGGAACUACUGCCACCAAAUUCAUUCAUCUACAUCGGCGAUUAUAAAAAUGUGAAGGAGCUGGCCGACUAUUUGAAAGUCCUGAACCACAGAACCGAGCUGUACGCCCAGUACUUGCAAUGGCAGUACCGCGGCAGCGUGGAAGUGUUGAAGCCCAUGCACGGAUCCUACGAUCCGUCCAUCUUCUGCAAUCUCAUACCAGUUAUCCGGCGAGUGAAACGGGGUGAGAUGAAACGGAGGCCAGUGAAAGAGAGCAGCUUUGCACAUUCUUGCCGGAGUAAUGAAACGUUUGAUUCAAAUUUUGGUCUCGAUAAUUGGAACCCUUGGUAAUCGUCCUCUAGCUGUUGGCGCGCCUGUGAGCUCUUGCGAAAUCCCUGCAAAACUAAGUUUGGUCACAAUUUGAUCCUUAUUUAUCUUUUUAUUUUUACUUAAUUGAAAAACAAAAAAAACAGGAGACAGUGUACACUGAUUUCCU
Acanthaster planci (crown-of-thorns starfish) is the source of this 1078-nucleotide messenger RNA. Its product is annotated as glycoprotein 3-alpha-L-fucosyltransferase A-like. Lineage: Eukaryota; Metazoa; Echinodermata; Asteroidea; Valvatida; Acanthasteridae. The record is from RefSeq and is a predicted model, not a curated record.